AUGGCCCCAUACGAGAUCAGUCCGAACUGUACCGUUGCAGAUGCGAAGGGGAUUGCCAGCUGCAAUGUUUCAGCCUACUGGAAGGAAACCUGGUGGAGGCUCCUCUGGCCGGAGAAGACAACCGAGUCUCUCGUCGAGGCCAUCGCGGCCAGAACACCCCGGAACCUGCUUCAAAUGAGAGGCCUCCGCCGUCAUCAGAAGGUCAAAGAUGCGGCAUCCGGGGAGAUCGUCGGCUACGCGCGCUGGGUGUUGCCGGACUCGCACGACGACAAGUGGCUCGAGGCGCAGACUCCCGACGUUGAUGAUGCUGCAAAGGCCAAGUUUAAGAACGACUUUGAAGGGGCCGAUUAUGAGCCAAGAGAUGAUAUGGAUGAGAUGGAUGAUCAUAUGUGGGAAUGGAGAAGCAAGUACGACCGCGAUGACUGUCUAGAGCUCGAAUGUCUUGCCGUGCAUGCGGACCACAGCCGCAAGGGUGUUGGUAGCAUGCUUGUUCAGUCUGGCGUGGAAGUAGCAUCGAAAUUGGGGUUGGACAUUAUCGUCAUCGCCAUGGGGAAGAAUGCUUUCGAAUUGUUUUCUAAAGCCGGCUUUGAAUUGUUGGAAAAGGAGAGCCAGGAUCUUUCUGCUUACGGGGAGCAGGACGUGUACGAGACAUAUUAUCUCAUCAAGCGCCCAGCAAAGGGCCCUGAGGGCAGCAAAUAA
Messenger RNA from Clonostachys rhizophaga, 699 nucleotides. Lineage: Eukaryota; Fungi; Ascomycota; Sordariomycetes; Hypocreales; Bionectriaceae. The record is from the annotation of a GenBank genome assembly.